AUGCGUUUAUGCAUUAUAAAAGAAGCUAAGUACGAUUAUUAAAUGGAGUUGUUUUAGGAGUUUAAAAUUACUUAUAGAACAGAAGAAGCAUUGUUAGUAAUUAAUAAUGCCUUGUGUCUUAAGAUUAAUCCAAACUUUGCAAUGUGUUAUAGUAGGAUGGGUAAUAAAGUAAACAUAAAUUUAAAGGCACUAUUAUGAGCUAUUUUAAAUAAAAGGAAAAUGAACUCUAAUAUUACAAUUAAGCUAUAUAAAAUGAUGGGAACUGUUAUUAUGCAUUCAUGUGUAAGGUAAUUUAAAAUGUUUAUUUUAAGGUUUGUAUUUAUGAGGAUGAAAAUAUGAUUGAUUAUUCACUUUGAGAUUUAUAUUAAGCAGUAGAAAUCAAUCCUUAUUAUAGUUUGGCUUAUUUUAACAAAGGUAAAUACCAUUAAGCUCAAUAUAUAAGCCCUUUUAUAUCAAAAUAUUGGUGAGAAGGACAAAGCAUUAAAUGACUAUAAUAAAGCAAUUCAACUUGAUCCAAAUGAUGCAGAAGCCUAUUACAAUAGAGGUAAAAACGAUUAUUAAUUAAAUAUUAGCCAUACUAUAUUAAGAAAUAGGUGAGAAUGAGAAAGCAUUAAAUGAUUUUAAUCAGGCAUUCCAAUUGAAUCCCAAUUUCGUUAAUGCAUUUUAUCGAAAAAGUGUUAUCGCUUUAUUAGGAUUUUAGGUCUUCUUUUAUAGGAUUCGCACAAUAUGA
Molecule: messenger RNA, 730 nt
Organism: Paramecium primaurelia
Lineage: Eukaryota; Ciliophora; Oligohymenophorea; Peniculida; Parameciidae
Source: the annotation of a GenBank genome assembly